Molecule: messenger RNA, 795 nt
Organism: Alnus glutinosa
Lineage: Eukaryota; Viridiplantae; Streptophyta; Magnoliopsida; Fagales; Betulaceae
Product: putative cysteine-rich receptor-like protein kinase 9
Exons: 2
Coding region: 1-795 (264 amino acids)
Source: RefSeq, a predicted model, not a curated record
AUGGCUACUAAAAAACCAAAAAAAGACGCACGAAGUGGAAGAAAGAUCGGUAAAGUGAAGCUGAAGACACUUGCAAAUUUGCAACAUGCUGCACCUACUUACGCCGAUCACACUGGCUCAAAUUCAAGCUUUUUUACUCCCAACAGCACCUACCAAGCCAACCUCAACCUCCUCCUCUCCGCUCUUUACUCUAACGCCACCCGCCCCAACGGCUUCUACACAACCAAGGCCGGCCAGGCCCCUCCCGACGUCGUCAUCGGCCGUUUGCUCUGCCGGGCUGAUCUAACCCCUGAUCUUUGUCAAAACUGCAUCUCUACUGCCAUGACGGAUAUAAGAAAUCGCUGCCCCCCCGACAAGGUGGGGCUAAUCUGGUACGACGAGUGCGCGUUACAGUACUCCAACGAGUCCUACCUGAACGACCAGGUGCCUUUCGAGAACUUGCCGACCAGUACCCAGAACGUCCUGGAGCUGGACCGCUUCAACGCAUUGUUGUCAACCACAAUGAAGUCGCUGGCGACUCGAUUCGCUAAUUCUCAAUCGGACAAGAAAUUUGGGUCGGCCGAAGUAAAAUUUACGGGCUCACAGACGCUAUACUGCAUGGUGCAGUGCUCGCCGGAGAUGAGCGCGGAUCUGUGUAUGCGUUGCUUGGAAAUCGCCGUAGGCUCUCUUCCUCAGUGCUGCUCGGGAAAACAAGGCGGAAAGGUUCUGCUUCCGAGUUCUAAUAUUAGAUACGAGUUGUAUCCAUUUUACAAUCUGACGGCAGUAUCUCCUUCUCUUCCUCCUGGUACGUUAUAA